Egretta garzetta (little egret) is the source of this 1002-nucleotide messenger RNA. It is a transcript of the gene PSMB7, whose product is annotated as proteasome 20S subunit beta 7. The record is from RefSeq and is a predicted model, not a curated record. The transcript has 5 exons. Lineage: Eukaryota; Metazoa; Chordata; Aves; Pelecaniformes; Ardeidae. Gene Ontology annotation, cellular component: proteasome core complex. Bases 50 to 622 code for a protein of 190 amino acids.
GCUGCAGGAUGGCAUAGUCCUCGGAGCAGAUACGAGAGCAACUGAAGGCAUGGUUGUUGCUGACAAGAAUUGUUCGAAAAUACACUUCAUUUCUCCGAAUAUCUAUUGCUGUGGUGCUGGAACAGCUGCAGAUACUGAUAUGACAACUCAGCUGAUUUCUUCCAAUCUGGAGCUCCAUUCACUAUCUACUGGACGACUUCCAAGAGUUGUCACAGCUAAUCGAAUGCUAAAGCAAAUGCUUUUCAGGUACCAAGGCUACAUUGGUGCUGCCCUGGUUUUAGGGGGAGUAGAUGUCACGGGACCUCACCUUUACAGCAUAUAUCCCCACGGAUCAACUGACAAACUGCCUUACGUUACCAUGGGUUCUGGGUCAUUAGCAGCUAUGGCCAUAUUUGAAGAUAAAUACAAACAGGACAUGGAGAGUCUCUUUUUUCCAGCCUCUACUUGUGUGACACUGCACUUGGCACGUGUGCUAUUCAUACUGAAAACAUGGGCUACAAAUCCUUGGAAUCAACAGCGACAGCGUAAUAGUCCGCUUUCAAAGAUGCAAAUGUCAAAGAGCUGUGCUAUGAAACUAAAAAUUUCAUCGUAUUCUCAGCUAGUUUUCAAGCUUGUGUUUUAAGUCAUUCUUUGUGUAAGAGCAACCAAAAAAGGCACCAAAAAUUGGUAAAUCUCCAACUUUUCCUAUUUAGAAAGGUCAUCCUAAUUAAAUUGUCUUCAUAUACAACCAUAAAUGGCAGCAGAUAUUCACUGUUAUAACAAGCAUGUAGAAAUGCAACCUACCAAUUUGUUGAAAUAGAUAUUUAGAUCUUUGAGACUUGCAUGCACCUUAACCCUUUCUUUGUUUUACCAGGUAUUCUGUUACCUAAUAAAAAUCUAGUAAUCUUAUUAACUAAGCCAGCAAAGGUUGAGGUGACAUAGCUGAACCAUACUCUUAAACACCUCAUAUUCUGUUAGGGCUGCCAGCUUAAAAUAUUUACUGCUUAAGUCAGAUGUGUUUGG